AUGGAUCAACUUCAGUCUGCUAAGUCUGCCUUGCAACAAGCAUUGGCUGAGGUCGAGGCAGCCAUUGCGUCUCUCUCGACUGCACCUGGUGAGAAUGAGGGGUCCCACGACAGCAACAAAUCUCUAGCUGGUUCAAAAUGUUUCAACGGACUCAUUGAAGGCCAUCAUCAGCCUCGACCAUCUAAGGCAUCAGUCCACAUUGAUCGAGAAGAACUGCCAGAUGAUAAAAGGCUUGACCCAAGAUUUCAACAGGACAAAUGGAUCCGUCCUAAGCCUUCGGGUGAUUCUUGUUUUUCAGGCAAUCUUCUCCAUUGGGCCGCUAUGAUGGGACCAGACGAUGAGGGAGUAGAAUACCCAAUAUUCAUUCUUCGGCAUCGCGACGCUUCCGAGUGUACUGCGGGGGGAACCUGUGAAAGUAGUCACUGGGAGCUCAUUGAUGAUUGCGUUUCCACUAGAGUAGAGGGAUGCAUCGAGUUGCAACUGGUAUGCAUGCGAACUGAGCAUGUUGAGAGGCAAAUGAGCAGCAUGAGUUCCGGUGAGUUCCAUGACUGUGAUGAGUUAAUCACUAUUCCACCAUGCCAACUAUUCAACGACCUCUUGCCUGAUUUCAGCAGUGUAACAGAAGCAGGGUAUCAAGUGGUACUCUUUCGACUUGUUGAAAGUUGGGAGGACGAGAGAUUCACUCAUUGGAUAAAUAAGGGAGUGUGGAUGGACAACCAUGGCCGCCUGCUUCGGGAUAUGGACUCACCUGUGUAUGAAUAG
Molecule: messenger RNA, 762 nt
Organism: Fusarium redolens
Lineage: Eukaryota; Fungi; Ascomycota; Sordariomycetes; Hypocreales; Nectriaceae
Exons: 1
Coding region: 1-762 (253 amino acids)
Source: RefSeq, a predicted model, not a curated record